GCUCAUUUGUGUCCAAUGGCGGCCGUGGUGGUGCAGGCGGUAGUGGGGUGCAGGCGGUAGCGGCGCCGCCGAAUCCGCCCGUGGGAAGAGGGCACCGGCGGCUGCACCGAAGCUAUCCGUGCAUCCAGAUGUUGUGGUGGUGGUGGUAGCUGUUCUGGCGGCGGCGUGGGGAUGGAGGAGGGCGCGGCGGGCGGAGCUGGAGGUCCAGGACGACGUUGCAGGCUGGCGGGCGGAGGCUCGACAGGCUCCCAGAGCUCAGGAGGAAUCGCCACGUCGCCGUCGUCUUCCUGCAGAGGCACGGAGAGACUUGCAUGUUGUGUGCCCUCCCGAACCGUGCAUGGUGUCGUAUCCUUUGGUACCGGUUCAGAUGGAUCGAAUGUCCAAGGCGACGUGGGCGUCGCGGUGGGCCAGGGCUCUCGCGCUGGGGUAACGAUGAUCUCGGGGGGGUUGAGCCUCUGAGCCACACACACACACACAGCACAAACAAAUGUUUCGAUGAAGUCUGUCUGUUUACUUUGAGCGCCAGCAACUCCUCCCGAUACACGUUGAGCUCCAUGCUGUGGACAUGCACCCACGCACGCGACACACGGGUGAACGCAUGUGUGCCAAUUCGAGUGCACCCACUUACAUGAGCAGGUCAUUCUUCAUUUGGCUCUUCUCGAGUCUCGCCUGCAGGUCCACCUGCUCCGUCGCGCACCCCUGAGUGAACACACGAUAGGCACGCCCACACACAGCAUUCCCUCACUCGUGUCAUUCGUGUGUUUAUGCUUCUGUGCUGGCUGAGUAGAUAAGUCGACUUACAUCCCUCUCGUCGAUCUGCUUCCUUAGCCGCGAGAUGUCCCUCUCUGCCUCCUGCACGUAGCGAAGGAAGUGCCUCGUCAGGUCGUCAAUGACACGUGACCUCAUGGCGUCCUUCGUCUCGUACUCGGCCCUCUCGGUCUCGAGCCUGUCUUUCUCUACGGGCCUACAGCACAAGCAUGCCAUCUUCUGCUUGGAAUUCUAGAUCUUUGCUGCGCUCCAACCGACGACGCAAGAGACAACAUGCCGUGUCGAUGCAUGC
Molecule: messenger RNA, 1060 nt
Organism: Vitrella brassicaformis
Lineage: Eukaryota; Vitrellaceae
Source: the annotation of a GenBank genome assembly